Molecule: messenger RNA, 924 nt
Organism: Brettanomyces bruxellensis
Lineage: Eukaryota; Fungi; Ascomycota; Pichiomycetes; Pichiales; Pichiaceae
Exons: 1
Coding region: 1-924 (307 amino acids)
Source: RefSeq, a predicted model, not a curated record
AUGGUGGUCAGAGGCAGGGGUGAAUUUCAUUCAAAUCACACGAAAAAGAAUUCAGGUACGGAACAUGAUCCUCCAUCGCCAACUCCUUUAAUUGGGAAUAUUGCAGCUCUAAAAAGGAUGGCGUCACGAAGUCAAGCACUAGAACUAUUACACGACAUUGCAAAAAAGGUAACUCCAAUAAUGAGCUUCUAUGGGUUUAAUGUUGGCACCUUGUGUGAAAUGUAUCCAAAAAAUCCUUGCUUACUUGGGUUAAACGUUAAUGGCGGAUCAAAAAUUUGUAUCCGACUUCGAAGUCCAUCUAACAAGAAUUGGUUUCUUCCCACUCAAGAUCUAAUAGGGACCAUGCUUCAUGAGUUGGCACAUAAUAAAUGUGGACCACACAAUGCAGUAUUUUAUAAAUUGCUUGAUCAGUUGAAAGAGAAAUACUAUGAAGUGGAAUCAAGAGGAAGCUAUAAGGCAACUGGAUAUUUUAUGGAAUCUUGCAAACUUGGAAGUACAUUAUCUUUAAACUCAAAUAAAUCAGUUAGGACUCAACGGAUCAAGAAAUUAAUCAAGACUAGGUACACAACAAAGAAUUCGAAACUUGGAACUUCACUUAUUUGCAAAGAGUCACCACGCUUAACCAAGCCAACAAGAAAGUUACUAAGAGAAGCAGUAGAGAGGAGGUCCAAAGAUGAAAAGUCGUGCUCUUCGCACUUAUCAAUUUUAGAGAUGGAAAGUAUUAUCCCUUCGGAUUGCGAUUUAAGCUUAUCUUUUAGUGAGAAAAGAGGUGUCGAUUGCAAUGCAAAAGGGAUAAAUAGUAAGUUGAGAGUAAGCAGGAAUCAAACCUUCACCAAUUUAUUGAAGGUUCAUAAUAAAGCAAAGACAAAUUUAGGAAUUAAAAAUUUUGUGGAGCAAGAAUCAGACGUAAUAAUUAUAGAUUGA